Molecule: messenger RNA, 1449 nt
Organism: Suillus fuscotomentosus
Lineage: Eukaryota; Fungi; Basidiomycota; Agaricomycetes; Boletales; Suillaceae
Exons: 4
Coding region: 5-1222 (405 amino acids)
Source: RefSeq, a predicted model, not a curated record
CGAAAUGGUCCCCGUAACAAGGGCACCGCUAUCUCGAGACGACGUUGUUGCUGGUGGGCAUUUCUACUCGUGGGACCUACUAGGGGGUACGGCCAUGAUCUUGCCAGUACUUCCAAAGCCCUCACAACAGUCAAUCCGGAGAAACUGGCUCCCAGGAAAGUUGUCACAAAACCUAAUCGCUGUCGCUUAUGUCGUUGAUCACAAGACAGUCUAUAUUAACCUUGGGGCCCUGGAUGGUGAUGGUAUUCACCCUCAGGCUGCUGGAGAGAGACUGUUUCUGUCGGACUACUCGGAAAACCGCUUUGAAACGACAAUGGCAAGGCUCAAAUGUUUUGGGAGGCAUAUCGCUUUGUCGCGUUGCUCGGACAAUGAAGAUCGGACUUCGUUGGACCAGGUGUGGCAGCUGCAGAUUUGGGACUGGAAAUACUCGACAACAUCCGGUAGCAUCCUCAGGGGUGCAGUACCCAACGGAUCCCCUGCCCCAGUUGAAUUUUGUUUCCUCGGGAACAAUCGAUUGCUGGUUGUAACCGAUAACUUGAAUCUCUAUUCAAUUGAGGACAUGUCUCAGACGCCGGAAUUGCUGGCGUGUUUCCUGAUGCCCGGCCCAUUGCUGCUACGGUGCCUUCCUAUGAUAGAUGAUAUUGGGUAUGACUCACAGCUGCACAUGCAAGCCCAAACGACGAUGUACACCUCAGACCCUACACAUCGACUCAUAUGCCUUACUGCGCCUUCUGCUCGAGAUAAUACUCAAGUCUUCAUCAUUUCGACGAGGAUUUUCUUCGACCUCAACGAAAUGGCAGCAGCAAUGCCAAUACCAUGGCAACAUUGGGGCCCCUCAAAUACUCGUAUCCUUUGGCACCCAUUUCAUUUCAAAAUUCAUGUUAACGGAAACCAAGUCUUGCGGACAUUCCCUGUCGGCCCGCGCAACUCGCAGUUUACAUUACAACUAUUGGACUUUAGCCCGCUAGCUGUGAUAAACAGGCGGGGUCUAGGACGAGUGGUGAAAGAGCCGUCCAUGACAUACAUCAGUAGCUUGACAACAUCCCUGCCUUACGUCCAAGUCGUAUUUUCGAACAGAAAGUUCGAUUGUUCACCGUUGAGGGACUUGUGGAUCGACAAGGAUAGGAUUUAUAUGCUCUCCAGAUCACUGACCUUUAUUGACAGACUCGGGGUCAUUGACAUCCAGUCUGACUUACAGAGCGGUGUGGUAUCAACUAGUUGAUGAUUAGCUAGGUAAUUAUGGAGAUCAUUGGUCGAGGAUACCAUCUUCAUUCGACCAAGGCCUAACAAUCUGACUAUGGUAGACUAUGUUUCAAGCAUGUAUUGCUAUACAGUAUAACUCUCGAGGACAGUCCCGCAUACGUCCAGACUACCACUUAUAAUUGAUGUUUCCCUGUCGAUGCCAAAUUCAUUCGCCAUCUGGUCGUGGAACUAUUUCCUUGGUCCGAC